Messenger RNA from Elgaria multicarinata webbii, 1816 nucleotides. RefSeq names its product dimethylaniline monooxygenase [N-oxide-forming] 2-like. Gene Ontology annotation, molecular function: NADP binding; flavin adenine dinucleotide binding; N,N-dimethylaniline monooxygenase activity. Bases 37 to 1656 code for a protein of 539 amino acids. The transcript has 8 exons. The record is from RefSeq and is a predicted model, not a curated record. Lineage: Eukaryota; Metazoa; Chordata; Lepidosauria; Squamata; Anguidae.
AGCUCCACAUGCUGCUGAGCAGGGUCUUCUCUGACCAUGGCACGAAGAGUGGCGAUUGUUGGGGCAGGCGUCAGCGGGCUGGCGUCUCUCAAAUGCUGCCUGGACGAAGGGCUGCAGCCCACCUGCUUUGAGAGGUCCAAUGGCAUCGGGGGACUGUGGCAAUUCACAGAAAUCCCUGAAAAGGGAAAGACCAAUGUUUACAGAUCUGUGAUAACCAACACUUCCAAGGAAAUGACCUGCUUCAGUGAUUUUCCAUUCCCAGAGGAUUGCCCCAACUACCUGCAUCACUCUGUGCUCCUGGAGUACCUCAAGGCCUAUGCUGAACAAUUUCAUCUUCUUGACUACAUACAUUUUAAGACCACAGUAUACAGCAUCAGAAAACACCCGGAAUUCACAGCCACUGGGCAAUGGGUGGUUUGUACUGAAACUAAUGGGCAGCAAGCAUCAGCCAUUUUUGACGCUGUUAUGGUUUGCAAUGGCCGUUAUGCAGAGAUCAAUCUACCACUAGCUUCUUUUCCUGGGAUUGAAAAUUUUCAGGGUCGCUACUUUCACAGCUGGGAAUACCGAGAUCCAAAAGGGUUUGAAGGGGGAAAUGUCAUUGUAAUUGGUGCUGGGAGCACUGCCGGAGAUGUCGCUGCGGAGAUCAGUCGAGCAGCUGCUAAGGUUUUUCUCAGCACCAGACGUGGGACAUGGGUGAUAAGUCGCAUUUCAGAGGCUGGCUGGCCUUUUGACCUGGUCUACUCAACUCGCUUUAGGGGGUCUAUUCUAAAGCUCCUUCCAGAAGGCAUCAUGGGCAAGAUGCUGUCAAAGAUAUGCAAUCGGUGGUUUAACCAUGAAAACUAUGGAUUGGUUCCUAUUCAAAGUUCCUGGAUACCUUUCAUUUUGAAUGAUGAGCUGCCCAGCUGCAUCCUCUGUGGUGGCGUGGUGGUAAAACCAAAUGUGAAGAGGUUUACUGAGACCUCAGCCAUCUUUGAAGAUGGAACAGUAGAAGAGAACAUAGAUGUGGUCAUCUUUGCUACAGGUUACAAUGCUGCAUUUCCCUUCUUGGAGGAGUCUGUUGCUGAUGCCUGCAGAAACAGCACAUCCCUUUAUAAACAGGUCUUCCUUCCUCAACUGGAGAAGCCUACACUGGCUGUCAUUGGCUAUAUAUCAGUAACUGGGUCCAUUCUGCCAGUGGUGGAACUUCAAGCUCGCUGGGCCACAAGAGUGUUUAACGGGUCAAGUAAGCUCCCUCCAGUGAACAGACUGAUGAGUGAGGUUGCUAAACAGAAGAAUUAUCUCCUUAAAAGGAAUAUUCCCAGUGACAAAGCAAGGGCAAGUUAUGUUGCCUACAUGGAUGAAAUUGCGGACUGUAUAGGUGUUAAGCCCAACGUGCCCUGGCUCUUCCUAUUAGAUCCCAAACUAGCCUUGUCAGUUCUCUUUGGCCCCUGCAGUUCUUACCAGUACCGCCUGAAUGGACCUGGAAAGUGGGGAAAAGCCAGAAGUGUAAUCCUGACCCAGUGGGACCGAGUCCUAAAGCCUUUGAAGACUCGAGUCAUAGAUGACUCUCCCAAACAGUCCACAGUUUCUUGCUGGGUUAAAGUCCUUGGCUUGUCUACAUUCCUUGGGGUUGCCAUACUCUUUUUUAAAUGCUCAUCUCCUUCACGGUUAAAAUGAAUAAAGUGAAGGGAUACGUGCCCGUUGCAGAUUGCACUUGUUUCAUAUUUAGUGCUUUAAUCAUAGUUGUGGUGUGUGCAUCUGAAUACCUUACCGCAUUGGUUUUAAGAAGUUGAUCAUGGCAUGGAAAUUAUGUAGUCCAUAAAAGCUGUGUACAAAA